This is a messenger RNA of Chelonus insularis, 3103 nucleotides long. RefSeq lists its product as uncharacterized. NCBI's taxonomy places the organism in Eukaryota, Metazoa, Arthropoda, Insecta, Hymenoptera, Braconidae. The record is from RefSeq and is a predicted model, not a curated record.
AAGAGGAAAUUAACAAUGGCUGUGUGUGAAAGACGCAAAGAAAUGUUGGAGUUGUACAUACUUUUCAGUUGUUAAUAAGUGGGGAGCAGUAAAAACCGAAACAACAUCAUCAAACAUUCACACCAAGUUCAGAUCAAAGUUGAUCACGUUACAUGUUUCGUCUGUAUAGUCAAUGGUUGUAAAUUUUUUUGUGUAAACAGUUAUUUGUUAUCGUCAAUAUUAAUUACAUUGUUUUUUUUUCUCACUAUAAUGUUAAAUAUUUGAUAUUGAAAUCAAUACCCAGCUGUUCCUUUUAAAUUGAGUGGAUAAUAAACUACUUGUGACAGUGGGGUGAUUUAAUAUAUACUCUGACGGAUUAACCACUAAAAGGAUUAAAUAGUUUCCAAAAACUUUAAAUUACAUUUAAUUUAUAAACUUGAAUCAAAAGUUUAAAUGUUUACUUAGUGAUUAAUCGUUCAUUUACCUUGGAAUUGAAUUAAAAAGUAAACAAAGGAAAUAGAUCUUAUUCUUAUUAAACAAACGCGGAAAUUUCUACAGAGUUACGCAUCGGGCAAUGUUCUAACCACCUCCACAUUUUCCAUUAAAUCCAUAUGCGCACACCCAGGCUCCCAAGGUUUUGCGUAUACAUACAUAGUUGGUGAUUGUGCAUGCGUGUAUGAACACGUAAAUUAACAAUAAGUUAUUUCUUGGAUACUUUCGAAAAUAUUACCUGUGAUAUUGUCUAUGGUGAUUGUUGUUAAUAAUAAUAAAUUAGUCUAUGUUAGUGCCAUAAUUCUCCUCUUAAUAUUAAUUAAUAUUUAUGGUAUUUAUCAAUACCAAUUUACAUGAACUGGGUCAACAGUGUAAAAGACAAAGAAAAAAAAAAAUAUGGCGAAACUGUGGAUUUUAUUACUGUUUUUUGUUUCUUCGUCUUGGGCAGUUAAAGAUACUUUUUCAGUGAUUGAUAAAUUACGGCAUGAUUUAAUUGUUCUAAAAGAUUUGCCAAUUAGUCAACGAGAAGGUCGAGAUGUUGAUAAAGAUGAAACGUUAAUGAAUAUCUUCAAUAUUUAUGAUGAAUUUAAUGAAAAAAUCAACGAUGCAUCAUUAGCUAUUGGAAAACGACAUUUAAAUGCAUUAAAUUCUCUUUGGUUAUGGGCUAUUACUCAAAAAGAUAUGAAUAUUGUUGAAGGAAUGUAUACAAAUUUCUUACAAAAAUUACACGGUGUUACGAAAGGAUUUGAACCAUUGAAUAAAAAUUAUUGGAUGACUUUUGCUGACGUUGUUUUGACUCAUCCAAAUGUUUCUGUACCCGUAGCACUUCGACGAAUAUCUGAUGCUAUUGUUGAACAAAAUUUAUUUAUUUCUGCUUAUAAGGAAGCAUCAUCACAAAUUUGUGAUGAAAGACUCCCCCAACAGCUAUUAUACAAUUUGUAUAAUAUUAUCACAGCAACGGAAAUAAAAGGAUAUAUGAUGAUGCAGUUCUCAUAUACUUUCCUGAGAUUAUAUAAUAAUGGCACUUUCAAAGAUGAAGGUAACAAAACUCUACGAGAUUAUGAAACAAGAGUAUCAGAAACUAUCAGGGCUGUUCGUACUGCUAUGGCUUUUGCUCCACGAGAUUUAUGGAGAUGUGAUCCACCACCAAAAAAACACAAAGAAGGAGAAACUUACGCUGAAUUAAAACAAUUAUUUCAAGGAUAUAUUGUCAAUGAAGUUGAUUUAAAUCCAUCAUCGAGUUGCCUAGAAAAUUGUGCUUAUUAUUCAUAUUCUAAGGUACAUGGGUGCUAUGAUAAUCAAUAUUGUGCACAGCAACGAAGAUGUAAUGGAAAAGUUCUUAACUGUCAAUACGUUGACUCUGACAUGUGGAUUUGUCCGUCGCAGAAAAAUAGUAAUAGAAGAUAUGAGUACAUUGAGUAUGAAAAUGGAAGAACGCUAGGAAACAAAGGAACUUGUAAACGAUCAACAACCAAAGUUGAUAGCUGGUGGCGUUGGCUCUUUUGGCAUUGUAGCUAUUGUAUGUGUCUUUGUGAUGACCAUAAUUCCAGUUCUGAUCGGUAUUUUAACCUUCGAGAUGUAACUUCUGAUAUCUUGGAUAAUAAAGUUAUUACUGGAAUUAGAUUAGUAAAAGAGAAUCAAAUAAUCCAUAUUCAAAUUCAACAAGGUGAAUUACUUGAAAGAGGACAAAUAAAUGAAGCUAGUGUAUCAUGGAAACGAAUUGAUAAUUUUACGAUAUUAGAUCGUAAUGUAAUGAACGGUCGAGACUUCCACACUCUGUCAUGGGAAAAAAGAGCUAUCGAUCUUGAUGAUCUCAUUGCACCUGAAGAGCACGUUUUAACAGGAGCAAGAUUCCGAAUGGUGGGUGCUCAUUUAAAUUUCGAAAUUCGUGUAACACCUUUUAACUUCACCUCAGGAAAAUUGAUCAAGCCGAUGGAAAAAAGUACAUGGAUCAGUAAUGAUAAUACUGAUGUUAAUGAUCCUUCUGGAUUUGAUAGAAGAACUGAGUUUAUCAUUCAAAAACCAGAUAUUCCUACUCGUACUCAGGCACCAACAUUCCCUGAUUCAAAAUCAAAUCAAUUUUUGAAUUUUGGCCCGACUGAUAUGGAUAAAGAUGCAGCUCAAACAACGAUUCCAUUUAUAGAUAUUCAACCCGUUGAAACGAAUCCAUCAUUCCCUCUCGCUGGUGCAGGUAUUUUUCAUAAAGGACGUGAUGGUUAUGGUGGAUAUGUUGCUGUUAAAGUUAUAACUUAUGAUAUUACCAAUCACAUCCACGCUGAGGUGCCUACUCCACCUCCAAUUAUUGGAUGGAAUAAUAUACCUGCCAAUAAAUAAUCUAGUUUAUUUGAUUAAAUGCAAUUUCAUUGAUAAUAUUGGAAUAAAUUAAAAUAUAAUAUAUCUUUAUAUAAAGAGAUAUAAAUGAACAAAGAAAUAAUUGGUGAUAAUAGCUAGCAUGACAAUUAUCAGUAAAUUAUUAUUAUUCUUAUUCUAUUAUUAUCGAUCUAAAGUUAUGUAGUUGAUACGAUAUACGAUUUUCUUUGAUAAUGAUCAUUAUAAAAUUGAAAGCUGUGUUUUGUAAGAUAUAAAGUAUCAAUACUUGAAUUAUUUUUUACCUCCGUUAUAAUUAAUAUUA